AUGAAGGUAACUCCUGUGCUUAAAAGGCUGGUUCUACCAAAAAAAGAAGUGUAGUCACUGGAAGAAAAGGAGAAAGAACUUAUAUCAUCAGGCACACGGUGUUGCUAGUGCAAUAGAUCCAGAAGGUAAUAAAUACCCUUUUCCUUCCUGAAUCUUGUUUCUUACGUAUAAUGCUUGGUAGUCCAUAAUCCAGCAUGAGGUUCACUGAAUCUUAUUUGUGUAUGGAUUAAAUUGCCACAUUUAUCAUGGUUAAUUCAGAGCAGUGUCCUUUCAGGCUUAGCUAUGAUGUCAAAAAGCAAAGGAGGGAGCUGUCCUAGUAUUUUUGGAACUGCUGUACAAGCCUUGCUGUGUUUGGUGAUAUGCCUGUCAUACAUAGCCAACUAGAGCAAGGUUCUCUUCUGCCAACUGCACCACAUUUAGCUGUGGAAAACUGGAUUUAAAACUCAGUGAAUUUAUGUAGCCGGAUGGUGUAUGGAUUCUCUUCUCGAGUCUGAGCGUGGGGCAGCCUUUUGUCUUCAUAUAAGAGAAAAACCACUGGGCUGGCAUAGACCAGCAGAUAACUUCUCUGAAAAAUGUGUAACAGCAUACCUUUCUGUAUAGCAUGCAUUGUAUCUCUUGCACAACAGUCUUCAUGAAAAAUCUGUUGCCACCGGGAAUGUUUAUCCUGGCAUGCUGGUAUAAUUGUUUACUAACUAUGUGGUUCUUACUCAGUUAAGAUUUAAUAAGGGGCACACAAUCUUUCAAAUUGCAUCUCAUUGCUUUCCAUUGUAGAGGAAACUGCACUGCAGUACUUGAGGAGAGAUGUGGUCUCACGUGUAAUACUAGCUUUCCACAGCAUUUGUACAGUUUAAAACAGCAUAGACUCUCCUGCUCAGAAACCAACAAACCAAUUAGGGUUUUAUGAAAACACCUGAGUCAAUAGGCAUGAAAUACUGCUUUCAGAGAAGUGUACUACUCACAUAUGCAUGGUCUAUGGAGACUUGUGACAGUUCUGAUUUUCUCUACAAGAACCAAACCAAACAUCAGGGCCAGCACUGAUAGUGUUUCACCUCUGCUAGUUCAAGGUUCCUCAGCCAUUUGUAGAAAAAUCCCCAUGAUGCAGUGAGAGGAACCCUUCCACAGAGGAUGUACUGGGAGACCAUGUCUGCAGAUGCCCUGCUCUGUGGGUGUUGGAGAAAGAAGCACAGGAAGCAUGGUAGUAAAGUCAGGAGGAGAGAAGGAGCUCGGCUACAAGUUUGGACUCAGAUGGACUGUCUGUUGACCACAAGCCCAGGGUACCUGUACAGUUAGCUGCUUUGGUAGUUUGGGUCUAUACCUGUGGAUAUUUUCUAAAAAAAUAACAAUACAAAAGAAGUCAAGAAAUGGCAUAGCCAAGGUAUGACUUCACACAGUUUUGCCUAACACAGGUCUAGAGGUGGGCACCCUCCAAGUCUAAAGUUAUUUCAUCUACUUUUGAAUCUUCACAAUAUACUGAAGCAGAAGGGGGUAAUGCUACUUCCUCUGAGACCUGCAAGCUCCAGAAGAUAAAUAAUUUAAACCAGAGUAUUUUUAAGUAGACAGAAUGAGACUGCGCUGCUAUCCUCCAUCAUCUGAUCCUUCAAGUUUCUUUUAAUCAUUUUAGGAAAUAAUAUGCAGAUUCUGUUUUCAGCUGGACUUCCAAGCACUUGCCAAAAAAAGAUCAAUGCUUGCAUUAAAAAACUUUCUUAGCAGAAACUUGUUUCUAGGAAGGUUCAUGCAAAUUGGGUGCUCUUUCUGCAAAAAUCUUGUCCUGUCCCCAGCCCGUAUCAGAUGGGGUAUUAGGGAAACAAUGUGGUUAUAAUAUGAAGAAGUAAUUCUAAAGAGAGAUACAAGCCAACAAUUAAGGUUUCACACUUUAAAAUGAGCUGAAAAACAAGUUUAGUACUUGUCCUGUCCAGACCCCAAACAGCACAUGGUGAUAUUUUUUCUUGCUCUCUGUGAGUGAUAGAAGAUGUAGUCUACAAAAUACACUUUGUUCUCUUUUUAGGCUCUUCUGGACUAGUUGGAUACAAAAAAAAAAGUCUCAGUAUGGGAGCUUCUGUACUACAUUUUUACCAAAAUGAUUUGUUUCACUCCUCAGGGGCUCCCUGAGAAGGGAUAAGGAGCAAGGAGCCGGCUUAGCUAUACAGCUGCAUCUGAAGCACAGGUGCUCCUUUAUUGUUAUGUACCAGGAAGCUGUAAUUACACCACACCUCCUGCAUUUAGCCUUGUUUGGGACACCAACCUUUGAACUCGUAUUUGAUUUUUAUCUGUACAGCCACAUUCAGGAUUGGCUUGGGUAGGGCGGUUCUUAACACGUACUGUUCAAGUGCUAUUCUAGGUUAUAGAACUGUGUUGAUCAUUUUAUGCUAUUACAGGAACUGAGAUGUCUUCACUAAAUGAUGUCACUAUGGAAGAAAUACUGCUGGAAGACAAUGAGCAAGACAGCAUAGAAUACAGGAUCCUCAUGGCCUAUGCCCAACGGAAGUUGCCAGCCAGUAAAUAUAAGAAACUUCUGAAAAAUGAGACGAAAGUGCUGAAAACAUCAUCGGUAAUCAGGAGUGAAGACGAGAUCCAACCUCAAGGGGAUAAAAGUGGUCCAAGCCAAACAUCAGAAUUGCAGCAUGACACAAAGAAGCAGAAAAGCAAAAAGCAUCCCAAACAAAACUUCUUGUCAAGAUAUUGUCUGCCCUUAUUAUGCAGCAGAGGAGAGCAGCUAAGCCCCACAAAAACAUAUGCACUCAAUACUCAAAUGGAAGACUUGUCCACUUCUGACACCUGCACUGAGCGCCCUCAAAAUAGGAGUUUUCAGGAGCAAAGUGAAAAAGCAGAUGUCAGCCACAUUGUAGACAAACUCUCCAAGCUUGUUACUACCAGGUCUCAGCCAUCUCCUUCAGAUGUGACAUUCAAGAUGCUGAUGCAUACCCGGUCUCUGGAACAAGAUGGCAGAGAUACUACUGAUGAAAAUGAGGGUGAAGGAAAUGAUGAAGAAAAGACAAUACAAACAAUAGUUGCACUGUUAAGAAAAUCAGGGGAUCAGCUAGAAGAAAAGUUCAAAAAGGACAGGAGUUUCUAUCAGCGUUUUGAAGAUAUGCUGUCCUAUGCCUUCUUUGAGAGGCUCACCGAUUUGUUCCUGGAGAAUGUCUCAGCAGAUUCCACAAACGAGACAGAAGACCAGCUACAAUGCACCAAAGUUGCCUUCACACUGGAAGUUGCCACCAGACUUACUGCUGUGGACAACCAUCCUAUGAACCUGGUCAUGGGCUUUGGAUUGAAGUACCUCCAAGAACACUUCAGUCCCUGGAUUCGUGACCGUGGUGGCUGGGACAAGGCUUUGAGUUCACUGGAUCAAGAAGAAGUAGAAUAAUCGUGACCGAGUUCGUUCUUCGGGGUGCCUGAGCUUAUAGUUAAGGAACACGCAGAAUCUGAUGCCAUUGGCUACAUAUUUUUAUUUUUCAUGUGGAAUGUCUGGCUGCUGCAUUUCUAAGUCUGAUGGGUACAAUAGCACUUUCUCAAAGUAGGUAUUGAUGUGCUUUCUAGUGGAUAUAAACGCACUUUCAACUUCCCUGGAGUACUCAGCCCCAUGGACAGUGAUUUCAGAUAGAUUUCUGAGUAGAGUUUCUUGCGACUGCUCCUACAGGUGGAUGAUAAAAUGCAAAUGGGAGGAAAAGAAGGGUACACAAUCAGGAACCACUGGAGUCAAUAAACCAUCAACCAAUCAAGAUUUGCACUGCCAGUUAUGUGUGGUUCAUAGUAGUAUCGCCAGUUACCAGUCCCACGGCGCCUUGUUAAUAGGUGUGCCUACAUACUACUGUCAGUCUUGCCUCUCUCUCUCCCUUUCCCUGAUUAGUUUCUCCAAAGUAUUCAUGCCAUCUUAUAAUUCUGACAGAGACUGAGAAAAGUUAAUGGAGACUAUUUGCUCCAGUGCCUUCCACGUUCAGCCAAGAUAAUAGACUUGAUCUACCUUAAGAUGUUUUAAUUUGAGUUCUUUUCUUUUUAAAACUCUUCAAAGCAUAAUGCAAUAGAUGUUGACUUUUAUAUCACUAUUUUUUCCACUGGAGUGGAAAAUACAAACAUGGUGAGAGAUUUGUUAUCCAAGAAAUUUAAAACUUAAUCCUACUGUGUGUUUCCCAUUAUAGAAAAGAAGAUUGAUGCUGUGUUUAAUCUCAGGGAUUUCUCAAUAAACAGAACUGUACUUUCAGUCAUCGAAGAUGAACAAACUCAUUAGAGUUCCUGAAUCUGUAGGUGUGGCAGAGGGAGGAAUAGCAGCUUGUCAUUUAAAGCAGAGAUGUGUUCCAGUCAAACUAUUCAUGAUUUUAAGUCUUGACUUGUGAAACAUUUAGUCAUGACUUUUGGAUUUCCAUCACCUGAAAAUCCUCAGUGGAUGGAGAGGGAACUUGGAACAACUGCUGAAGCUGUACCAUCAUGGCAUUGCUCCUGUGAUUUUCCAGUAAAAAGAAUUAAUGUUUCCUGAAAACGCUCUCUGUCCCUCUUCUAUUACAGGUACUCGUUCUGACUGUACAGGUAUGUUAACUAUUGAAAUUGCAUGAGGAACUUACUAAGAAAUCAUGAAUUUGAAUGAAAGUGAUAAAAAGCAUUUUAACUGGGUGUGUAAAAUAUGCAGUGCCAUAAAAGAUGAAGUAUCUUCCUAAUAAACCUUAAACUUUCAACUUA
Messenger RNA from Gallus gallus (chicken), 4671 nucleotides. RefSeq names its product BCL2 like 14 (gene BCL2L14). The transcript is spliced from 6 exons. Gene Ontology annotation, biological process: regulation of apoptotic process. The record is from RefSeq and is a predicted model, not a curated record. Bases 2384 to 3364 code for a protein of 326 amino acids. NCBI's taxonomy places the organism in Eukaryota, Metazoa, Chordata, Aves, Galliformes, Phasianidae.